Parasteatoda tepidariorum (common house spider) is the source of this 347-nucleotide messenger RNA. The record is from RefSeq and is a predicted model, not a curated record. Lineage: Eukaryota; Metazoa; Arthropoda; Arachnida; Araneae; Theridiidae.
GCAAGGGAGCGUCUGGCUCGUUUAAGCUGCCCGCGACUGCCGGAAAGCCCGAGAAGAGCGGCGAAAAGGCUGGAAAGAAGCGCCCGGCGCCGGCUGCGAAGCCGACCAAGAAGAAGGCGGUCGCAGCCAAGGCCAAGAAGGCAGCGGGCGCCAAGGCGGCGGGCGGCAAGCGCAGCGUGACUGCAGCUGCUGCCGUCGCGAAGCGCAGCGCCCCCGCCUCGCCCAAGAAGCCCAAGAAGGCGCCUUCCAAGGUGAAGAAGGUGGCCAAGGCGCCCACCAAAAAACCAAAGGCGCCCAAACCGAAGAAGGUCGCCUCUCCGUCCAAGCCGAAGGCGGCUGCCAAGAAA